CAGAUAAGGGAUCUCAGAAUUUGUUAUUUGAUGUCAAUACGUGCGAUUGACAAGGCGGCUUCGGACAUGGUGUAAGUGAAGUGCCAAAAUGGACUGGUGUGUGAUUUUAGUGUGCUUAGCGUUUGCUGGAGCUGCCCUAGGAUCUGGAAAUUCACUCAAAGACCCGUAUAUUUGUGGACCACCUUCAUGUGCAGUUUCCGAUAAAUUCAAGUACUUAACUGACGUCACUUACCACUAUGAGUACAAAGUGAACAUUGAGACCUACUUCGCUGGCUCCAGCAAUAACCGGUCUACUUUAGAUGUAAAAGCAGAGGCUGUAAUCCAGUUCAUCACACCCUGUGAAGGUCUCCUACAGCUAAGAGACGUGACUUUAAUCGAUCAAGAUGAAAACUACCCUGUGGAACGUGCAGAGAAGUUCAUCCAUGCUGUGGCGCUCUAUGAUCUUAGGUUUGCCUACCACGAUGGGCUUAUAUCGGAGAUCUGCCCUGAGUCAGGAGACCAGGAGUGGGUGCUCAACUUCAAGAGAGCCAUACUGUCUCUCUUUCAGAACAGCAUGAAGAGAUUUGACAUCAACUUCAAGGGAGUUGAGAAAGACAUCCACGGCACAUGCGAUGUGGACUACAUAGUCCGAGGACAAGAGAACACCAGCCUGAUAUUGGUAAAGACGCGAGACCUGGCCCUUUGCAAGAAUAGAUAUAAGUACAUGUCUAUACUGCAAACUGUCAGAUACGACUUCCAAAGCAAAUUCCAAACAUGGCCAGUCUUAAAAUCGGAGAGCAAAUGCCGCAUCACAGUUGACCACCACAUCUACAAGUCUGUCAACUGUCGCGAAAGGCAUCUCUUCGAACCCUUCUCAGGGAGGAAUUCCGGGGCCAUGACCACUGUCAUUCAAGACUUGACCCUCGUAAGGGAGGUCAACAAGACUGAUAGCGAGUUUAUGGAUUCACAACCCAAAAGCUGGGAAGUAAUUCAGAGGCGGUCAAACCUCCUUCACCACCACACUCAGUACGCCAAAGACGAGACCGGCGAUCUGAAGGCCGCUCGGGACGUUCUGAAACUGCUUUGCAUAGCCAAGGAGGCGCGCAACGAAGACGGCCAGUUCCCCAGCAUAGACCUGAACAUGGACAGCGGGUCGACGGUCGGCCUGUGGGGCCGCCUGGUGCGCUCCGCGCGGCCGCUGCAAUAUCCGGCACUCGCACAACUACUGGCCAGGGCUCCGCUCAUGUGCGCGCCCGCUACAAAGCACAUGCUAGACGCGCUGCCGUACAUAGCGAGCGCGGGCUCGGUGGAGCUCAUAAAGGACAUGAUCGUGCGCGGCGCUGUGGACGCGGCCACGCGCCACGAGUGGCUCAUGUCCAUGGCCAUGAUCCCCAGACCGAAACUGGAAAUGCUGAAAAGCAUGCUGGAAUUGCUCCUUAGCCAGAAAAACGACAAGGUGGUCAGUUUCACCGCCUCCUCUAUGGUGCAUUCCUACUGUAGAAACAGCGGUAAAUCACUGAGGGAAUGUUGUGAAGAAGAAAUACCCAAGCAAAUACUGGAGCACUUCCAAAAUGUAGUGUACGCGUUCAUCGUCAAAGGAGUUACAUCUACCACUCCGAGAGCGGAUAACGAUAAUUUGGUGAUAGGCAUCAAAGCGCUGGGCAACAUCGGUGGGUUCACGCAAGAGUUUGCCAACAAACUCAUGGAUCUGAUCAGCGAUGCGCUAGUACCGGUACCUAUAAGGCUGACUGCUGUGGACGCGUUUAGGAGGACCCCUUGUAGUGAGACUAGGGAAUACUUCCUAGAAAUGUUCCGGGAAGACUACGUCAACAUCGAGGUGCGGAUCGCUUCGUACCUCCAAGUGAUGAAGUGUCCCACGCUCAGCACUGUCCGGAAGAUAUUCCACGCGUUGCAGCAUGAGUCUGUGAACCAGGCGGCGACAUUCGUCUGGAGCCACUUGAGCAACCAGCAGUACUCGUCAUUGCCCUCUCGAGUGGAAAUCCAAGGUCUGCUGUCUGGACACACCAUGCCUCAACUCGAAGACAGCCCUGACUUCAGAAUGUUCUCGAGAAAUUACGAACAGAGCGUGUUUUUCGACCAGUAUAAUGCAGGUGGAAACUACGAAGCGAAUGUGGUUUUCUCUCCGGACUCUUAUAUACCAAGAUCUAUUGGACUCAAUUUGACCAUUGACAUGUUUGGAGAAUCCAUCAACAUCCUAGAGGUCAAAGGUCGCGCCGAAGGCUUCGAGCGAUACUUCGAACAUUACUUCGGCAGUAAAGGCCCGCUCAGCAAAGAAAGAGUAGCGGAACAAAUAGAGAAACUGCGCUUCUACCGGUCUACAGACGAAUCUGACGAGCUGCGAGGGAAAAUCGACGAUCUCAACUAUAAAAACGAAGCACUUAAACACCGUUUUCCUAUGGCAGAGUUGGGGGUGAAAGUGUUUGGGAAUGAGAUAUCCUUUUGGAGUGCGGAGGGAGAUGAUGAGAUCAUGAAGUCUCUGCAGAGGCUGAACCCUCAAUUGAGGAUAUUGGAGAUUUUGUCUGGGAAGGAAAUAUCAUACGAGAAAGCGUCUCUCUUCCUCGACACGACGUUCUCAGUGCCCACCGGUGCCGGAUUGCCUUUGAACUUGAACCUUAUGGGAACAAGUUAUAUUAACGCCAAGAUGUCGGGCACUAUGGAAGACAAAUACGACGAGUCGGGAAGCCUGGACUUUGAGGGGAAGAUUCAGCCGAGCGUGGCGGUGAACAUAGCGGCGACAAUGGGCGUCGUAGCGGGCGGCUUAGCGUCUAGCGGCGUGCGGGUCAACGCUCGUCUUUACACCGCUACUGACGUAGAGGCGCGAUUGACUCUACGUGGCCUGAGCCUAGUGAGGCUACAUCUCUCGCUGCCCACUGACAAGCAGGAGAUCUUCGCUGCCAAAUCCGAGCUGAUCAUUCUCCACGGUGACCAGGAGUUGCAGCAGCAAGGCCUCAACCAAAACAGGAUAGAACGGAACACUUGUAGCUGGAGCACAUUCGACAAUGCUAUUGGCAUCAAAGUCUGCGCUUCUUAUCAGUUCCCUAACAUGACGAAUCUCCACAACGCACCAUACUUCCUCAUGAGUGGGCCUGCAAAGUACAUUUUGUCCCUUGAGAAGGCUGAUCCGUCUGCCAAGACGUACGCCUUCGAGUACAAAUGGGAUAAGAACGAGACGAACAAUAAUAUACUGUUCUCUUUCGACACGCCUAAUAGUAAGGAAAAACGAAUGUUCAACGCUAUACUAAGCGUCUCAAACACCUCAAGCACAGCAGCCAUUAACAUGCAAUCCGCCAAGAGCACCAUCAAAGCUAAGGCCUCAUACAGCAACCUGGCUGAUGACAAAACGGUUGCAGCGACGCUAGAUGUAGACGGACGAAAGCAGUUUGAUACUUUAAUGUCUUUGAAAAGACAUGAUAUAAAGUAUGGGUAUGUGUGGGUGCCUAGAGCGUACUGGGUGGUGGAUGAUGAAAAGAUCGCUGAGUUGUCUGGUAUCUUCAAAUUCAAGUCCAAAGGGGGCGUGACCCAAUGCGACGUGUUAGCCGAAUUCCAGACCAAACAGCUAGCUAGCCAUUUAGUGGGCUACUAUACAGUGAACGGUCCCACGCAUGGGACGAACCUGCAACUCGACUAUCAGUUCUAUAAGAACCCGAAGCAGACUGUCAAGUUUGCCAGCGUGUACACUGAGAGAGCGUUGACGUAUAGACACGAUCUCUACGCCGAUUUGCAAAUGGAGUUCUCGGCGUACCCGGCUUAUAACUUCUAUGCUGCUAUUCGGAAUGUGAAAACCCAAACCCACGUGGACGUAAGCUUCAACGUCAGCGCUUCAAAGGAAACCAAAGAGGACCCGGCCUUCAUGUUCAUGUACAAAAACAUAGACAAGAUGAACGGCGUCGAACUUGACACGCAACUCACGCUAAAGAGGCCCAAGAUGAUCGAUAUGAAACUGCAUUACGACCAGGUUGGGCCAAAAUACACAGCUCUGGCCUUACUGAACUUCAACCCGAAAUCUCGCGAGAUUCUCAUAUCAGGGUUCUUGUACUUCCCGCCUGGGACGCAGCUGUAUUUGGAUGCUGAGUUGAACAUGACAUUGCCGACCUUAAACCCGUGUGUCAUAAAGGCGAAAGUCCAUGAGAAGCAAGCGAAUGAGUUUCAAAUGCACGCAACAGGCGUCUGGUUCACCGGCAUGGAUUUCAACAUAGACGCGCUAUACCAAGACCAAUCUAAAACCAAUAUGGCGGCGCACCGCGUCAAGUUGCUUAUUAACAGCAGCCACUUUAAAGAUAUUGCUGUGCACGCGAGAUUCACCCAGGAUAAUCGACAGAUCACCUUUAUUGGACAGGGCGAAUACAACGAAGACAAAUACAGGUCCCUCGUCCGUUACGUGGAGCUGUCAGAACAGAACUUCAUGACGUAUGCAGAAGUUGACAUAGGCGAGAAAGCUUACAGCGUCAACCUUAAUGCUGAUCUCAACAACAAUACUAAAUUCAGCAUGGACAUACAUUUUGACCAACUACGCGACAUCCAAAUCACUUACCAACGUCACGCCACGCCUCGUCAAAAGAUUCUAAGCGCAUCCUUCAAUUGGGACGCGAACAGAGACCCGUCGCAGAAAGUCAGCGUGGACAUACAGCUGGACAAUAAGGGAGUGUUACACCAUGGUGGUCACGUGACGUUGUAUUACCCUGGGCGAGUCGUGAACGGGGAGUUUGAGUUCUUGUUGAGAGACUGGUUCUGCCAAUGGCACGUGCGAAUGGGCUGGGCGAACGACGCUACGAUCCUUUGGCGCGUGCAAAUGUUCUCGGAGGCUAAGAAUGAAACAGUCUACGCUCUGCUGUCUAGCAUGACCACGCCUUUUACUGGCUGGAAGGACACCAGUUUCAAUGUUAUGUGGCGUUACCACGACAACCUUCAAGCCCUAAACGGCAGUAUGAACUGGCAGGAAGACUAUCUAGCCUUUAGUCUGUUGGCCGACUACCUGUUCAAGACCAACGAGUUCUACGGAGAAAUCAAUGCGGUUGUUAAUUCAACUAUACCCACCUUGCCAAAAGCGGCAGCCAUCGCCAAACACAGGGUUAUUUGGAAGAAGAGCGCCGAUACAUUGCUCAGUUUUCAAUAUAACGAAGAUGGCCUCAUGAUGAUCAACUCCUCAUGGACACUAAACAGAGGCCAGUCCGAAAACAACGUCACUGGAAAAGUUACUUUACUGACACCUUUCCAGGGUUACACGAAAGGGUUCCUGAAAACCGAUUUUGUCUUCGGACACAAGCGGGAUAUCAAAGGAAUCACUUAUCUGGAUUUGGAAGAAAAAGUCGUAAAGAUCUAUGUCAACGGUCACAUGCGCCGCAUAACCAACUGUAUGUUAGUGGUGAACGUGACGAGUCCGAUGACGGAACUACCGCAAACAACCGCCCGAUUCGGCUUCAUAGAGGCCGAUAGACAUCUGGUCGCUAUGGUCGUCACGCCCAACACCACGACUGGUAUCGAAGUGCUGCUGAAACUGCUGACGGUGCAAGACUUCCACAUAUUUGGCCACGUUGCACUGCCCAUCCAAUAUCUGAACAGAGCAAUCAUCACAGCGAAAAGAUCGCCCGAAGAGCUGGACUUCCGAGUGGGCUGGGGUACCAUGGACUUCGGUUUUACUGGCAUCUGGCACUGGCAGUCGCCUAUCAACUUUGUGUACGUUUAUAAACUGUACACGCCGCUGGAAGGCUUUGAAGAAAACGGGCUCGUUAUGAAAAACGUAUACGGGAACGGACUGGAUACGGAGCUGUCUGUUAGACUGUCUAAGCAUAAGUUCGGCAUAGCGAUCCUGCUCCACGACCGCGGAAAAGGCCUGUUAGACGUCCUGCAAGAAAGGUUCCAGCACGAACAUAACAACUACGAUACGUUCAUUGAGAACUUCGAUACCACGGCGCGAUUGCAGCUUGAUACGCUCUACUACCCUACUGUUACCUUCCACGCGCAUCUUAUCAAGUUUAUUGGAAUCGACGAAGAAGACAUUAUGGAAAUUAACGCAACAUUACACUUACCAGACAAACCUCCCAUUGUGCUUACUGACGUAUUCGUUCUAGAGUCGUUCACAGUGAUGACGAACACAUUAAACCUGGUGACGCCUUUCCCUGCGAUACGCGAACUAAAGUCGGUGUAUACUGUGGAUAUCACCUUUGGGGAGAAGUUUAACACUACUUGUUUGGCGCUGCUGUACAACGGGACUUAUUGGCAUGAGAUAUCCUACAAACUGUACUACGAGACAGAAAGCGGCGAAGACGACACGUUCCAAUCCUACCUAGCCUCAGUAGGCAUAGUAACUCCCUUGAUAGUGUUGCCAGCUUUGGAAGCCAAAGUGUCGGCGAGGCUGGAAGACGCUUUGUGGAAGAUGGCCGCCGAUAUUGCCAUGCCUUCGUUUAAGGUCACUGCUGCGGCUAGACUUGAACUCGACGACCCCUUCGUGGAAACGUCUGGAAGCCUCAAUCUAACUUCUCCAUUCUUAGAAGACUACUACAUCAAGAUGGAGUUCAAGAAAGACUUUGCGGAAAGCGAAAAUAUGGUUGGUGGUGGCAUCCAUAUACAGCAAGGCGACCAGAAUAACUAUCUAUUCGCGGACGCAAUAUGGCGUCCUCCCCCCAACCGUCACAUCCGGUUCAAAUCCCGUGGAGCUCUAGUUCCCGUUCUUCCGCCUUCCGAGCUAGCAGUCCUCUACAGCAAGGAGGAAGACCAGCAGACCCUGACCACAGACUUCUCCAGCGAAGACACUUACUACUCGCUGAAGGCCGACCUGAGGCCGACUCUGUUCAGUGUGGCUUUGAGCACGCCCCACGAAGGGUACAGAGCAAUGAAAAUUAUCUCCGAGUUUGAAAAAGACGACAUAAAAGGAUCACUGACUACUGACACCAUGGAGUAUACGAUCACAGGAAAAGUUACUUCAAGGGAACCACUAGAGAUGUCUUUAGUGCUAGUGCCGAAAGGCGAAGGGCAGCCGAUCAACGUGGUCAUGCGGUUCGAGUCCAGUGCCGAGCAGUUUAUAGCCACCUCCCAGGUCACCGGUGCAGUGCAGGCCACGGUGAAAGCCGGUGCCAAGAAGGGGGACAAUUACACUGACUUGUACUUUAAGCUCGACUCGCCCCAGCUGAAAGAAGGCAAGGACCUAUACUUCAAAGCGCACCUGGCCGCGUACCCGGGCCUGCGACGUGCGGUCAGCGUGCAGGCCGCCACUCCGCUACAGAGGAUCCACUUUGUGAAAGGCGACGCUGACUUUGUAUUCGCACCCAAGACAGGUUAUCUACUCUGCAACUAUGAGCUGCCCGAUAUGAAAGGCGAAGGCGACCUCAAAUGGAGCUUCUUGAUUGGAGAUCUUUUCAUCAAGGCGAUCGGUCACCAACUAGUGAAGAAGAUAGAAAAGAGCGUGGACUUAGACAUCUACUUCGGAAACAGCACGCUGCCCGAUGGCCUCAGCAAAACGGACGCCGGCUUCAAAAUGGACCUGGAUCGCAUCUGGCAGAUCGGCGGCAACGCAUCGUUCGGCUACAUAAUGGACCGGCGACUCAAUCUCAAGAUCAACGCUAUUUUACCCAAACCAAACGUAGAUGUGCACACCCUGUAUAUAGACGGUGACCUUGGUACUGCAAACGAACCUAUGAAGAUCAUAGAUGCGGAGUACAAGACUGACGUCACUAAGAUCGUCACAGGAGUUAAAGGGAACAUUCUAAUGCUACCAGAGAGCAUAGACACAAACUCGACCAUAACCUGGACGUCCAGUGCUGCAUACAAACGCGUCAACAACCUACUCUCGUACAAAUGGGACAUCAACGGGUCUCACUUCGUGGACUACGCGCUACGAUCGCCGUUGUAUGAAGACGAAGAGACUUUCAAGCUAAAAGGGUCGUACCAGAAGGAUAUGGUGCACAACUAUAAGAUUAUCAAGGGUGUAAUGCACCGCCCAGGCUCAAGCCAAAUCGGUGAAUUAGACAUCCGCUAUGGAGGAAUACGUCACACUGACGGCCAUUUCAACCUGACCACGCCCUUCAGACGACUGCCGUGGUUGAAGUCUAUACUUAAUAUAAACUACUUAGACGAAGCGUCAGACAACAAAGUCGACCUAUUUUGGCCGAAUAAGUCAGCUUCCAUAAACACGACCCACCUCUACACGCCACAAACUAAAGGCUUCACCCAAACCGGCACAGUAUCUCUAUCCAUACCACUAAAUACACAGCAUCUUGUUAGAACAGAGUACUAUUACGUCCAAACUGACACUUGGAGCAAUGGGAACGCUACUAUAGAUUUAGACAGAGAGAGAUUCGUCAAAGGUUCCUUUAAACAAAUACUGAGCAAGAGCGAGAGGCAACUAGAUUUGACGACUACGGAUAUUGAAGUGGAAAAUGUUCACACGCCUGUCGGUGUGAAGUAUAUACACGAGUUUGAUAAUACCGGGAAUGUGGACGUGAAACAAGCCACCGUCUUCCACCUCCACAACGCGACCAAAUUCAACCUGACCGGCAAACUGGACGUGUUCACUUACGAAUCCGGCAAAAACAUGGAGCUCAUGGCUAUCCACGGGAACCGAACAUGGACUUUCGAGAAUAAGUACGAGGCGGUCGAUAAGGAGCUCAAGCAAGGCAGCAAGGUCAAAUGGGCUGAGGAUACGUGGUUGAAGUAUGACUUGCACGUCACGAAUAUGACCACGGACGAAACAGAAUCCCAGCAAAUAAUAAUGAACGUCUGGUACCCGCUGCGCUCCUUCAACCUCAUAGCUUUAUACCGUCUCCAAGAUACGAUGCUGGACGGCUCCGCGCGGCUCAGCUGGAAUGUCCGCGACGAAAACAAGACUGCCGAGUUGAAGGGCAAGUGGGAAAACCCGCCGGUCGCUGAAGGGAACCUGCAUGACGUCGACCUUAGUCUGUCACAUCCCUCGUUCAGAAAGGACGUCAACCUAAAAGCCAAGUACCUCAGCACACCAGAAAUAAUGUCGAACAUAUCCCUAGAACUACAGUACUCGGACUACGAAAACGAGUACUUGAAACUACGGUCCAUACUAACUGACAACUCUAAUGGGCCAAUCAGAGACUACAGAUUCGCUCUCAAAUGCACCCACCCUUCGACUAAUUUGGAUCUAGAUAUGAAGUCAGAUAUUAACAUUCAUAGCAGAUGGUACUAUUUUAACAACUACUAUAGGUUCCAGAAGUCGCUAUUUUAUGAGAAACUAAGGCAUACUAAGAUGCUGAUUGAUAUGAAUAAGAGUGCUAUACAUUGGGAGCGUGCCAACGAAACUUACUACUACAAAGUAAACGGCACGUGGGACCUUACGUUCCCCGACUACAAGGCUACGACGUCAGUGCACCGGCCAACUGGCAACGACACAGGCUUUGCUAUUCUGUCCAUGAGGGAUAUGUCGCUUCUGGCACACUUCAACAGCUCUGAUGAUAUCUCCUACCACAUAAUCGGUCGCAUCAUCGACACGCGUUCCGCAAAACUGGACGCAUGGCGUGACUUCGAUGACGUCACCACAGUCGACCUAGCCUCCUACAUCAGACUGAACCACUCCCGACUCCUCACCAGCUCAUUGAUAUGGCGACCAGAAAUCUUCACAGAAGUCAAAUCCACUGCUGUAUAUUCCCUUAAAGCUGUCUACAACCAAAUCAACGAAACUCUGGUCAUCAUCAAGGAAAUGCCCAUGGAAGCUCAUUUAGCUCUAAGAAGAAUAUGGUCAGAUGCCAAACCGAGGAUCAGAGACUUCUUAGAUGAUCUGAACGAUUUGCACGUCAUCAAAGAUGACCUAGACGAAUUCCAGACGUUCCUCAAUCAGUCCUACAGCGCCAACGAUUUCUACGUCAAAGAUAUAGUAGAAUUCACUUACUAUGUGCUAGAUGAAAUGGCUAUACGUAACCAUUUGGAGAGCCUCCCAGGAAUAGUCAACGAUAUGUGGGGUAUGAUGGGCAACACCAGUCAGUCUAUCAAACAGAGCUUGACUUACGUGGCUGAGACGAUACGAAUGGCGUAUUCUAACUUCUUGGAAUCCGUUAACAAAGCUUUGGAAGCCGAUCUGAUGGAGCUAGUUUCAGAUAGACUUGAAGCCAUGAUAAUGCAGUACGACAACUUUGUCAGAGAUAUGCAUAUGAGAUUUCUAGAAUAUUGGGAGGAGACGUGGGUGAAUGCGACAACAAGGUUAUACAAUUACUGGCACGAUCUGCUAAAAUCCAUAGAGCCGUUGUUCUUCAAAGUGCUAUACUACGUGGAGUCGUUUGUGGUGACGAUAUGGAAGGGAGUGAUGGACUUUUUCUACAACAGAACGCAGGAAUUGACGGAUUCGCCGUACUUUAACUAUGUGUCGACAUUCACUCAGGAGAUGGACAAAAUCUACAAAGACCUAAUGAACAACGACCUAGUGACCAACGUCAAGAAGUACAGCAAGGCUCUAUUCAACGUGGUUUGGAGCAAGAUCGAAAAGUAUAUACCGUUCAAGGAAGAGAUCAUGCAACUCUAUGCAGAGUUCAGGAACGCGUGGGAAACCUUCCUGAAGACUAAGCAGGUCGUCUACGUUAGAGACAAGUACACAGAGGCGUACGUGCGUCUGAAGUGGUGGUACGACUACUUCCUGAUCGGAGAAGCAUUGGACCGAGUUGGAGAAAUCAUCUAUGAAAAGGUCACCGACUUGGCCAAGACAGCGCUGCAGUAUGAAGAACUCCACCGCACCCCAAAAACCAACUUCAUCUUCGACCCUCGCGAAGGCACAAUACUCCUCGAGCAAAAGCUUCCCAUGUCGUGGCAUGCCUUCAACCGGACCCCGGACUUCAGUGAAAUAGCCGAGUACCGCGCGGUCAGGGAGUUUAUAGACGACUGGCUCAACACCAAUAGAAGCAUGUGGUCGUAUUACUACGAGAUACGCCCGUAUUUGGACUUGGAUAAUGUACUGCCGCCGUUUGCUGGUAUGGCCAUGAUGACCGGGCAAGGCACGCUAGUGACGUUCGACAAACGCGUCAUCACGAUCACCGAACCCGGCACCUUCCUGCUCAGUAAGGACUAUCGCCAGAACAAGUUCAGCGUGCUGAUGACAAGUGAUGAUGAGGGACGAUAUAACCUGCUAGUGUUGGCGAGGAGAGCUCCGGUGCAAGUGCAUUUGUAUAAGGAGCAAGUAUCAAUCGCCGGGUCAGUACUGAACCUGCCGGCUUUAGUAGACGACUUCGUGAUCGACCGCCAAGGCGACGAGCUGAAGAUGGCCGGCACCAACGGACUGAACAUACACUGCAACUUCCGCUUCCAUACCUGCAAGCUGCAGGUCACAGGCUGGUACUACGCAAGUCUAGGCGGCCUCCUAGGCACGUACAACAAUGAACAGUACGACGAACUCCAGCUGCCUAACGGCACCUACACCAACUCUUCCGUCUCGCUCGCACAAGGCUGGAGGCUGAAGCCUGCUGUUGUGUCAUCCACUCCUCAUCCCGCUGUAGCCUCAUCAACUCCUCAUGUAUCUGAGAGAGGAAAUGAUACGCAGUGUGAGAAGUUCUUCCAGAAUAAAGUGUCGCCACUGCACCCUUGCUUCUCUGUGAUCAGCGCCGCGCCGUUCUACCAGGAAUGUGCGAGUGGCGUCGACGCGUGCGCGCUCGCCAGCGCUUACCUACAGCUGUGCGAGCAGCAACACGUGCCUACGCACAUCCCCGACCACUGCGUUCAGUGCACGACGCCCAGCGGCGAUAUCAUCGAAGAGGGUUCCUUCUAUACAAUGCAAAACCCGCCUAACUCCACCGACAUAGUGUUCAUAGUCGAAGCGCAAGUGUGCAACAAGAAUCUGCGUAAACGCAAAAACAUCGAGUUGUUUAUCGAGGCGUUCGACAGCAGGCUGCAGGGAAGUGGCAUCACUGACAACAGAUACGCAGUGGUGGGCUACGGUGGGCGCGGCAUAUACCAGUCGCCGCGCGCGCUGUACGUCAACAACAUACUGUUCACCAACUCCAUGGACAUUGCUAACCACUUCGACGCGCUGAAUAUUGACAAGGCUGACUUAGUCCGAGGCAACCGCUCGUCGCGCGCAGACGUAUUCGCUGCUCUAAGCUUCGCAGCUCGCUUACCGCUGCGGCCCGCCGCGCCGCGCACCUUCGUGCUAUUACCCUGUAGUGCCUGCCGCGAGCAACAUAUGGCCCUGGACUACUCGACGAUCUCUCACAACUUGAUGGAGAACUCUGUGACGCUGCAUAUACUCAUGGACGAAGACUUCAUGCUGUCCAAGAAACGUGCCGCCAAGUACUUGUUCGGCGUGGACAGCAUGCUUGCGUACACGAAUAAAGACUACGAGCGUUUGGUGGGCGACGCGGGCUUACGGAAGCAAGUCAAGCUGCCCAAGGAGAAGCUAGGACUUUGUACAUCGCUCGCUAUGGAGACCAACGGCACGAUAUUCGCGGGCGCGAAACUCCAAAGCGACCGCGGCACGGCGCGGCGUUUCUCAACAGUAGCGGGCGCGCGCGCCGCCCUCACGGCCGCCGCCUGCCGCCCCGCGCGCUGCGAGUGUAGAGACGCAAGACUACAUUGUAGGCCGUGUGCCGACACGCAUAGAAUGGCGGAGCUUUCGUUCUGGAACACGGACGACAUCGACGAGCUGAUCGACUUGGCGAUGGACCCCCCCACUCUACCGACGCUAAGCUGAGACGCGUAGAUAGUAUAUUGUAUACAUAGAUAGUAUAUUGUAUACAUAGAUAGUAUAUUAGUGACAUUGUAGGCUGUAAAUAAGUGCCAUUUGUAAUGUAAGAUUGAAUUUGAUAAAUAAAUUAUAUCAAUUUAUUUUUAUAUUGAA
Molecule: messenger RNA, 12775 nt
Organism: Ostrinia nubilalis (European corn borer)
Lineage: Eukaryota; Metazoa; Arthropoda; Insecta; Lepidoptera; Crambidae
Gene: Apoltp
Exons: 70
Coding region: 89-12628 (4179 amino acids)
Biological process (GO): lipid transport
Molecular function (GO): lipid carrier activity
Source: RefSeq, a predicted model, not a curated record